UGAGCUAGAUACGGAUCCACCGGCAUCAUGGCUUCCAUAUUAGAGAGGAAGUGAUUUUAGCACACCCUAGAAGAAAAGAGCCAUUCAUUGUUAAAAAUCGGAGCCUAGUCUACUACCUAGUCUCAGUUUGGGACUGAGGGUCUGGGCCGCCCUCUUCUCUCUAUCCUCGGCCGCCUCUAGAACGAGGAUCUACUGUGUUUUUAUUGUGUUUUCAUCCGUAAAUUGUGGAAGAUGGCCGACCCGGCAGAGUGUACCAUCAAAGUGAUGUGCCGUUUCAGGCCCUUGAACAGUUCAGAGGUGACUAGGGGGGACAAAUACAUCCCCAAAUUUCAAGGGGAAGACCAUGUGGUCCUCGGGAGCAAACCGUUCCAGUUUGACAGGGUGUUCCAGCCUAAUACGACACAGGAGCAAGUUUAUAACGCCUGCGCCCAGAAGAUUGUCAAAGAUGUUCUGGAAGGGUACAACGGGACGAUAUUUGCAUACGGGCAGACGUCAUCGGGCAAAACACACACUAUGGAGGGUAACCUCCACGAUCCAGAUGGGAUGGGUAUCAUCCCCAGGAUAGUGCAGGACAUUUUUAACUACAUCUACUCCAUGGAUGAGAACCUGGAGUUUCAUAUCAAGGUUUCAUAUUUUGAAAUUUACUUGGACAAGAUUCGAGACCUCUUGGAUGUGUCAAAGACCAACCUGUCGGUUCAUGAAGACAAAAACAGAGUUCCCUAUGUCAAGGGAUGCACAGAGAGAUUUGUCUGCAGCCCAGAAGAAGUCAUGGACACUAUUGACGAAGGCAAAUCUAACAGACACGUAGCUGUUACAAACAUGAAUGAGCACAGCUCCAGAAGUCACAGCAUCUUCCAGAUUAACGUGAAACAGGAGAACACUGCUACAGAGCAAAAACUCAGUGGGAAGCUCUACCUCGUCGAUCUGGCUGGAAGUGAAAAAGUCAGCAAGACUGGUGCGGAGGGUGCCGUACUGGAUGAGGCCAAGAACAUCAACAAGUCUCUUUCAUCCCUGGGAAACGUCAUCUCUGCUUUGGCCGAAGGAUCAGGCUAUAUACCUUACAGAGAUAGUAAAAUGACCAGAAUCCUUCAGGACUCUCUGGGUGGGAAUUGUAGGACCACCAUCGUAAUCUGCGCCUCCCCCUCUGCCUACAAUGAGUCCGAGACCAAGUCCACCUUAAUGUUUGGGCAGAGAGCCAAGACCAUCAAGAACACUGUGUGUGUGAAUGUGGAGCUGACAGCAGAACAGUGGAAGAAGAAAUACGAAAGGGAGAAAGAGAAGGGCAAGGCGCUGAGGAACACUAUUACCUGGCUGGAGAACGAACUAAACCGCUGGAGGAACGGUGAGAGUGUGCCGGUGGACGAGCAGUUUGACAAGGAGAAGGCCCAGGCCGAGGUGCUGGCUCUGGACAACGUGCCCAACGACAAGCCUGCCUCCACCCCCAACAUGCCUCAGCUCCGUCUGACCGACGCUGAGAAGGACAAGUGUGAAGUGGAACUGGCCAAGCUAUACAAGCAGCUGGAUGAUAAGGAUGAUGAGAUCAACCAGCAAAGCCAGCUGGCUGAAAAGCUCAAGCAGCAGAUGUUGGACCAGGAGGAGCUGCUGGCCUCAUCGCGACGUGACCACGACAACCUGCAGUCAGAGUUAAACCGCCUGCAGGCUGAGAAUGAGGCUUCCAAGGAUGAGGUGAAGGAGGUUCUACAGGCGCUGGAGGAGCUGGCUGUUAACUAUGACCAGAAGAGUCAGGAGGUGGAGGACAAGACCAAGGAGUUUGAGAUCCUCAGCGAAGAGCUCAACCAGAAAACGAGUGUCUUGACAUCCAUCGAUUCUGAGCUCCAGAAGCUGAAAGAGAUGACAAACCACCAAAAGAAGAGGGUCACUGAGAUGAUGUCAUCUCUACUCAAAGACCUGGCUGAGAUUGGCAUCGCCGUGGGCAGCAAUGACAUCAAGCAACACGAGGGCAGUGGUCUAAUAGAUGAGGAGUUCACGGUGGCUCGUCUGUACCUCAGCAAGAUGAAGUCUGAGGUGAAGACCAUGGUGAAACGCUGUAAGCAGCUGGAGAGCAGCCAGUCAGAGAGCAACAAAAAGAUGGACGAGAACGACAAGGAGCUGGCCGCCUGUCAGCUGAGGAUCCAACAGCAUGAGGCUAAGAUCAAGUCCCUGACGGAGUACCUUCAGAACGUGGAGCAGAAGAAGAGGCAGUUGGAGGAGAACGUUGAUUCUCUGAAUGAGGAACUGGUCAAGAUCAGCGCCCAGGAGAAAGUCACUGCAAUGGAGAAGGAGAACGAGAUCCAAUCUGCCAAUGAAGUUAAGGAGGCUGUGGAGAAGCAGAUCGCCGGCCACCGCGAGGCCCAUCAGAAACAGAUCAGCAGCCUGAGAGAUGAGCUGGACAAGAAGGAGCACCUCAUCACUGAACUGCAGGAUCUGAAUCAGAAGAUCAUGCUGGAACAGGAGCGCCUGAGGGUGGAACACGAGAAACUCAAGUCCACCGACCAGGAGAAGAGCCGCAAGCUUCACGAGCUCACGGUGAUGCAGGACAGGAGAGAGCAGGCCAGACAAGACCUGAAGGGGUUGGAGGAGACCGUGGCCAAGGAGCUACAGACGUUGCACAACCUCAGGAAGCUCUUUGUUCAGGAUCUGGCUACAAGAGUGAAGAAGAGUGCUGAGAUGGACUCUGAUGAUACUGGAGGCAGUGCGGCGCAGAAACAGAAGAUCUCCUUCCUGGAGAACAACUUGGAACAGCUUACCAAGGUUCACAAACAGUUGGUGCGUGAUAACGCGGACCUGCGCUGUGAGCUUCCUAAACUGGAGAAGCGCCUGCGUGCCACGGCCGAGCGGGUCAAGGCCCUGGAGUCGGCCCUGAAGGAGGCCAAAGAGAACGCGGCACGAGACCGCAAACGCUACCAGCAGGAGGUGGACCGCAUCAAAGAGGCCGUUAGGGCCAAGAACAUGGCCAGGAGGGGCCACUCCGCUCAGAUCGCCAAACCCAUUCGUCCUGGCCAGCCCCCAGUGGCGUCCCCCACCCACCCCAACGUGAAUCGCAGUGGGGGGGGGUUCUACCAGAACAGCCAGACCGUAGCCAUCAGAGGAGGAGGCGGUGGCGUGAAGCCAGACAAGAACAGCUGAAGAAAAGAUGAUACAUGACCACAGAAGAUGCAGAUGGAUAUCACCAUGACAACCUGUCAUUCCAUCACAGCCAUUGGCUCCCUGCAGGGUAUAUAUUAGAGAGAGGGAGGAGUUUUAAUAUAAAUAUAUAAAUAUUCCUGGCCUGUACAGAUGCACCUGCCCUCAAGUUUUGUUUCUCUGGAACAAACAACAACCACAUUAUAUUUAAUAUAGAAAAUAAACCACACAAGACCCCAGCAACCACAGAGGGCAGCGUUGGCACGAUGAACGACAUGUGACCUGAGUGUGUAGCUUUGUUUGAACAGUUUGUUGUCAUUCAUGUCUUAAGGUGUUGGUUGCAAUGUGCCAAGUUGAAUGUAUGGUUACCAGGAUUUCUAAAGAGAUGAUCAAAAAGAAAAGCAGUGGGUCCUUGAUCCCGCACAUGCUCUUACAUCUUUUGUACAGUACUUUUCCUGAUCAUUCUACUGAGUGUAUCACACGUCUGUCUCUGGUAGAUUUUGAAAGCUUCUCCAAUAGAUAGCUGCAUUGAGCACUAAGGUCCUGUUGUACAGAUGUAACGUGACAUGCCUGGGUUCUACUGCAGAGUGGUGUGGCUACUGUCUACAUUUGUCAUAACAGACAACCUGUGAUGGCCAUUGUUUUUACUGUAAUGAAAAUACAAAAGAACCCCGACACAUCCUGGCGAGGUGACUAGACGAAACGCAUAUAAAGAAGGAAAAAGGGUGUCAUUUACAGCAUCCCCAAUGACACCCUGCCUCCAAUAUAGUGCACUUCUUUUGACCGGGUCCCAUAGGUAAAUGUGCCAUUUGGGACACAGACAACACCUUGUCACGGCCUGUUCACUGCCUGGAUGUUAUUUCUCUAUGAGCACAUUGGAGCAUGUGUGGACUGCAGGCGUGCUUAGGGCAGGCGGCACCCACAUGCCAGUCCUGUCCUAGAUUUUCUAGCUCGGUCACUCACCACCUGUCCUCUAAACAAAUCAAGGAUGUUGGCCUGUGACUAUUGACAUUUUUAUUUUUACACUCUAACUAUUAAUAAUAUCUUCCUGUCAAUGGCUCCUCCCGGUGUCCUCCCUGUUGUGUCGAGUGGAGUAAGCAAUACAUUAUGCUAUUAGAUUACGGCUAUUACCUAGACGAACAUCCCUUCGUUGGAAUACUUCCCUCAGAGUCUUAUAUUGAGAAUCAACGUAAGGCAGGUUCUGACUUCCCAAAUCACCCUCCAGCUCUAAAUGAGGCCAACAUUGACAUAGUUACUCCCCAUUGGUUGAGCCAGGUUAAGUUCACAUGUAAUCUUAUUGUGGAUUGAUGUAGUGUCUCACUGUUCCAUAUCUAGACAAGCAGAUUUGUAUUGGUCAGAAGGUUGGGGGGACGGUUUUGGAUUGGCCUGCCCUUGCCACUGAUCAAGCAGUCAGAUGAGCAGGGGGUGUUGGAUGAGGGUUGGUUGGGUUCAGUCUGCUGGUGUAUUAGUCUGGCUCUGAAAUGGCACCCUGUUAAGUACAGUGCUAGUUUUGACCCAAGACCCAAAUAGGCCCUGGUUGAAAGUAGUGUGCUUACGUGAAUAACAUGCCAUUUCAGAUGCAGCUCAUCCAUAAGCUGUGCAUUUUGGGAUGUGGUUUAUUGUUAAUCAAAGUUGUAAUCAGGACCCAAUGACUUUAUAUAUUUUAAACGUGCUUUUUAUUUUAAUUUUAAUUUUUUACAUUUUCCCGGAUCAUCUUCAGUAAUAUUUCCCCUUCGUGUGAGAGUAAAAUGU
Esox lucius (northern pike) is the source of this 4875-nucleotide messenger RNA. RefSeq names its product kinesin-1 heavy chain. The record is from RefSeq and is a predicted model, not a curated record. Bases 232 to 3126 code for a protein of 964 amino acids. Gene Ontology annotation, molecular function: microtubule motor activity; ATP binding; microtubule binding. Gene Ontology annotation, biological process: microtubule-based movement. NCBI's taxonomy places the organism in Eukaryota, Metazoa, Chordata, Actinopteri, Esociformes, Esocidae. The transcript has 24 exons.